GCGGCCGCGCCUGCGCAGGUGGCGGCUCGCGGCGCCGCCCGGAAGCCGCUGCCGCCGCGGGUCUCUCUGCCGGGGCCCCCGCGUCGGGGCGCGCGGUCUGCUCUCCCGGCGGCGGCGGGAUGUUCACGGCGGCGGCGGGGAGCCUGCUCCGCCAGGCCAGGGAGGUCCGGAGCGAGGAGCUGGGGGCGCUCUGUGCCCGGGCCUGUGCGCUGCUGUCGCGGGAGGACUGGGGGCCUGACGCCCUGCACGCCCUGCGGAGGCUCUUCCUCGUCGCCUCGGCCACAAAGUACAACAGGAGGCUGGAGGAGCCCUGCGUGGCGCUGCUGCAGGCCGCCCUGUGCUCGCCCGCCUGCCCCGAGCCGCUCCAGCUCCUGUGCGCCGCCAUCCUGAGGGAGCUGUCGCCCUCCGACAGCCUGAGCCUGUCCUGCGACCACGUCCAGGACACGCGGCAGCUGGGCCUGGUGGCCUCUGUGCUCCUGGCGCAGGGUGACCAGCGGCAGGUGAGGCGCGUGGGCCAGCGCGUCCUCAAGGUCCUGGAGAGCCGGCAGCCCGAGGGGCCCAGCCCGAGGCACCUCCUCCCGGUCGUGUCCAAGGUCGUCAGCCUGGCCCCGGAUGCCCUCCAUGAAGAGCAGAGCAAGGCGCUCAGCAAGCGGCUGGGGGACUGGCUGCGCUACGCCAGCACCCAGCAGGGCGUCGCCCGCUCCUCUGGAGGCUUCUUCUCCACGCCCAGGGCCCGGCAGCCGGGCCCUGUCACCGAGGUGGACGGGGCGGUGGCCACAGACUUCUUCACGGUGCUGUCCACGGGCCAGUGCUUCACGGAGGACCAGUGGCUGAACGUGCAGGCUUUCUCCAUGCUGCGCGCCUGGCUGCUGCACGGCGGCCCUGCGGGCUCCGGUGGCCCGGGUGCAGACGACAAGUCAGAGCUGGAGGGCUCCACCCUGUCUGUGCUCUCGGCUGCCUCCACCGCCAGCCACCUGUUGCCACCCCAGGAGCAGCUGCGGGAGAAGGCCUUCGAGUACUGCCUGCGCCUCCUCGAGCAGAGUAAUCGGCGAGCCCUGAGGAAGGCGGACUCUGACCUGCAGAAAGCAUGCCUGGUGGAGGCCGUGCUGGUGCUGGAUGUGAUCUGCCAGCAGGACCCCUCCUUCCUGUACCGCACCCUCUCCUGCCUGAAGGCCCUGCACAGCCGGCUGUGUGGGGACCCCGCCUGCGUGCGGGCGCUGCUGCCCGUCGCCCAGUUCUUCCUGCACCAUGGGGAGGCCGCCGCAGUGGACGCGGAUGCUGUGUACCAGCACCUCUUCAGCAGGGUCCCCUCUGAACAUUUCCACAGUCCAGUGCUGGCCUUCGAGUUUGUCCAGUUCUGCAGGGACAGCCUCCCCCUGUUCGGUAGAAACCUUGGCAUCCUCAGGAUGAGCUUCCCCAACCUCUUCAAGUUCCUGGCCUGGAACAGCCCGCCCCUCUGCUCCGAGUUUGUGGCGCUCCUCCCAUCGCUGGUCGAGGCAGGCACCGCCGUGGAGAUGCUCCACCUGCUGCUGGACCUGCCUUGUCUGACGGCGGCCUUGGACCUGCAGCUCAGGUCGUCGCAGGCUGCAUCCGCGAGGCCGCUCUGGGAUGUCUCCGUCCGGGCCCCUGGCUGCCUGGAGGCCUUCCGGGACCCGCAGGCCCAGGGUCUCUUCCAGCACCUGCUCCGUGCCAAGGCCAGCGGGACCGCAGAGAGGUUGACGCCACUGCACCAGCUGCUGCAGCCCCUGGCCAGCUGUGCCCGGGUGGUCCAGUGCGCCGAGGCUGUGCCCACCCUGCUCCGGGCCUUCUUCUCGGCAGUGCCGCAGGUUGCCAACAAGGCCCUGGCCAGCCAGCUGGCACGGCUGCUCCUGGAGAGAAGCGACUCACUUUACCAGGUGCCGGGGUACAAAGCCCACGUGCACAGGGUGCUGAGCUCCCAAUUCCUGGCCCUGUGCAAGCUGCACCCUCCGCUGGUGGUCGAGCAGGCAAAGGAGCUGCUAGAGUUCGUGGGUGGCCUGGGUGGCUCCCAUAGCAACAGACACGUGCUCACAGCUGUGGUGUGGGCCAUCGGCGAGUACCUGUCCGUGUCCUGGGACCGGCGGUGCACCGUGGAGCAGAUCAACAAGUUCUUCGAAGCCCUGGAGGCCCUGCUCUUCGAGGUCACGCAGUCUCGGCCCUCUGCUGCCCUUCCCAAGUGCCCUCCUCAGGUCAUUGCUGUGCUCAUGACCACGCUGACCAAGCUGGCCUCCAGGAGCCAAGACCUGAUCCCCAGGGUCUCCCUGCUCCUGUCAAAGAUGAGGACUCUUGCCCAGAGCCCAGCCACAGGCUCCAUGCACGGGGAGGAUGCGGGAGCCAUCUGCACGCGUGCCACCGAGCUGCUGAACCUGCUGAAGAUGCCCAGCGUGGCCCAGUUCGUGCUCACGCCAAGCGUGGAGGUGUCCGAGCCCCGCUACCACCGCGACACCAACACGGCCCUGCCACUGGCCCUGCGCACGGUCAGCCAGCUGGUGGAGAGGGAGGCGGGCCUCCUGCCAGGGUGAAGGGACAGGGCCCAGGUGGAUGCCGGGCUGGCUGCCGACUGAGAGCCUGAUGUUACCAGCCACGUCCUCCGUGGUUGGGAGCUGUCACCGUCCCAGCCUUUGGUCUCUGUCUUUUCCUAGUCCCUUGCUCUCAUGACGACGCUGAGCUGUGUGGUAACAGCACUGAUUCUCCGCUUCAGCCCCUCCUGGGACUGGGUGGGAGCUGGUUGCUCAGUGUCCUGCUGGUCCUUGUUUGGAGGCAAGAGGAGCCGUAGCAGAAAUAAACCUUUACACAACGCCCGUGUGAGCGAGGCCGGGUGUGUCCGCC
Messenger RNA from Hippopotamus amphibius kiboko, 2847 nucleotides. RefSeq names its product adaptor related protein complex 5 subunit zeta 1 (gene AP5Z1). The coding region runs from base 120 to 2540 and encodes 806 amino acids. The transcript is spliced from 17 exons. Gene Ontology annotation, cellular component: AP-5 adaptor complex. NCBI's taxonomy places the organism in Eukaryota, Metazoa, Chordata, Mammalia, Artiodactyla, Hippopotamidae. The record is from RefSeq and is a predicted model, not a curated record.